AUGCAGUGUAAGGUGUACGACUCCAUGCUUGCCCUGUCCCAAGACCUGCAGGCUGCCCGGGCGCUCACGGUGAUCUCCAUCCUCUUGGCCAUCUUAGCAGUGCUUGUUGCCAUAGCUGGAGCAAAGUGCACCAACUGUAUUGAGGACGAGGCAUCCAAGGCCAAAGUGAUGAUCAUUUCUGGAGUGUUUUUCAUUGUAUCAGGCGUCAUGCAGCUCAUCCCAGUGUGCUGGUCUGCAAAUACCAUCAUCAGGGACUUCUACAACCCUCUGCUCACGGAUGCUCAGAGGAGGGAGCUGGGAGCCGCCUUGUAUAUCGGAUGGGCAGCAGCGGCACUCCUAAUCCUGGGAGGGGGACUGCUAUGUUGCUCCUGCCCGCCACGAGAGACCAGGUACAACCCAUCCCGGAUGGCCUACUCAGUGCCUCGCUCCGCAGGGGGGCCGGCUUUGGAGAGGAAAGACUAUGUGUAA
Messenger RNA from Knipowitschia caucasica, 468 nucleotides. Lineage: Eukaryota; Metazoa; Chordata; Actinopteri; Gobiiformes; Gobiidae. The record is from the annotation of a GenBank genome assembly.